UUUUCCUGCAGGUUGCAAAGGGAACCAAACUUGGUGGCCACUUGCCUUCUAGGGCGUCUCUCCCCACCCCCUGUCAUGAUGCGCAGGGGUCCGGGGCCCGGGCUGCUGCUGCUGGCCGUCCUGUGCCUAGGGUCAGCGGUGCCUUCCACCGAAGCCUCCAAGAGCAAGAGGCAGGCUCAGCAAAUCAUUCAGCCCCAGGCCCCGGUGGCUGUUAGCCAAAACAAGCCUGGUUGUUAUGACAAUGGAAAACACUAUCAGAUAAACCAACAAUGGGAGCGGACCUACCUAGGCAAUGCUUUGGUUUGUACCUGUUAUGGAGGGAGCCGAGGAUUCAACUGCGAGAGUAAACCUGAACCUGAAGAGACCUGCUUUGACAAAUACACCGGGAACACUUACAAGGUGGGCGACACUUACGAGCGCCCCAAAGACUCCAUGAUCUGGGACUGCACUUGUAUUGGAGCUGGCCGAGGAAGAAUAAGCUGCACCAUCGCAAACCGAUGUCAUGAAGGUGGCCAGUCCUACAAGAUUGGUGACACUUGGAGGAGACCACAUGAGACCGGAGGUUACAUGCUAGAGUGUGUGUGCCUUGGUAAUGGCAAAGGAGAAUGGACCUGCAAGCCCAUAGCGGAGAAGUGUUUUGACCAUGCUGCUGGCACUUCCUAUGUUGUUGGGGAAACCUGGGAAAAGCCCUAUCAAGGCUGGAUGAUGGUGGAUUGCACUUGUCUGGGAGAAGGCAACGGGCGCAUCACUUGUACCUCUCGAAACAGAUGCAAUGAUCAGGACACUAGGACAUCCUAUAGGAUUGGAGACACGUGGAGCAAGAAGGAUAAUCGGGGAAACCUACUCCAGUGCAUCUGCACAGGCAAUGGCAGAGGGGAGUGGAAGUGUGAACGGCACGCGUCUGCACAGACCACCUCCACCGGAUCUGGCUCCUUCGCAGAUGUCCGGACAGCCAUUUACCAGCCCCAGCCUCACCCCCAACCCGCUCCCUAUGGCCACUGUGUCGCAGACAGUGGCGUGGUUUAUUCUGUAGGGAUGCAGUGGCUGAAGACCCAAGGGAACAAGCAAAUGCUUUGCACUUGCCUGGGCAAUGGAAUCAGCUGCCAAGAGACGACGAUAAGCCAAACUUAUGGUGGCAAUUCCAAUGGGGAUCCGUGCGUGUUGCCAUUCACCUACAACGGCAGGACUUUCUACUCCUGCACCACAGAAGGGCGUCAGGAUGGUCAUCUCUGGUGCAGUACCACUUCCAAUUAUGAACAAGACCAGAAAUACUCGUUCUGUACAGACCAUAAUGCCUUGGUUCAGACUCGAGGGGGAAAUUCCAAUGGUGCCUUGUGUCAUUUCCCGUUCCUGUACAACAACCAGAAUUAUACCGACUGUACUUCGGAGGGUAGAAGGGACAACAUGAAAUGGUGUGGAACCACACAGAACUAUGAUGCUGACCAGAAGUUCGGAUUCUGCCCCAUGGCUGCUCACGAGGAAAUCUGUACGACCAACGAAGGGGUCAUGUACCGCAUUGGAGACCAGUGGGACAAGCAGCAUGACAUGGGUCACAUGAUGAGGUGUACCUGUGUUGGGAAUGGUCGUGGGGAAUGGACGUGUGUUGCCUACUCCCAGCUCCGAGAUCAGUGCAUUGUCGACGACAUCACUUACAAUGUGAAUGACACCUUCCACAAACGUCACGAAGAGGGACACAUGCUGAACUGUACCUGCUUUGGUCAGGGUCGGGGCAGAUGGAAGUGCGAUCCCAUUGACCAAUGCCAGGAUUCAGAAACUCGAACAUUCUAUCAAAUUGGAGACUCGUGGGAGAAGCACGUGCAUGGUGUCCGGUACCAAUGCUACUGCUAUGGCCGCGGCAUUGGAGAGUGGCAUUGUCAACCUGUGCAAACCUAUCCAGGUUCAACUGAUCCUGUCCAAGUAAUCAUCACUGAAGGUCCCAGUCAGCCCAACUCCCACCCCAUCCAAUGGAAUGCCCCCGAAUCAUCUCACAUUACCAAGUACAUUCUCCGGUGGAGACCUAAAAAUACGCCAAGUCGUUGGAAGGAAGCAACCAUUCCAGGCCACUUAAACUCAUACACCAUCAAAGGCCUGAGGCCAGGUAUGAUCUAUGAGGGGCAGCUCAUCAGCGUCCAGCAGUACGGCCACAGAGAGGUCACGCGCUUUGACUUCACCACCACCAGCGCCAGCCCCCCCAUGACUGGCAACACAGUGACAGGAGAGACGACACCCUUUUCUCCAGUCGUGGCCACUUCUGAAUCUGUGACUGAAAUCACCGCCAGUAGCUUUGUGGUCUCGUGGGUCUCGGCUUCUGACACUGUGUCAGGGUUCCGUGUGGAAUAUGAGCUGAGUGAGGAGGGAGAUGAACCACAGUACCUGGAUCUUCCAAGCACAGCCACUUCGGUGAACAUCCCUGACCUGCUUCCUGGCAGAAAAUACAUCGUAAAUGUCUACCAGAUCUCUGAAGAAGGAGAACAGAGCUUGAUCCUGUCUACUUCACAGACAACAGCACCGGAUGCACCUCCUGACCCUUCUGUGGACCAAGUGGAUGAUACCUCAAUUGUUGUUCGCUGGAGUCAACCUCAGGCACCCAUCACAGGAUACAGAAUAGUCUAUUCACCAUCAAUUGAAGGUGGUAGCACAGAACUCAACCUUCCUGAGACAGCUAAUUCCGUCACCCUCAGUGACUUGGAACCCGGGGUUCAGUAUAACAUCACUAUCUAUGCUGUGGAAGAAAAUCAAGAAAGUACUCCUGUUUUCAUCCAACAAGAAACCACCGGUGUCCCACGGUCAGAUAAAGUUUCCCCUCCCAAGGACCUACAGUUUGUGGAUGUGAGCGACGUGAAGAUCACUAUCAUGUGGACGCCCCCUGACAGUGCGGUGACUGGUUACCGUGUGGAUGUGAUCCCCACCAACCUGCCUGGGCAACAUGGACAACAGCUCCCCAUCAGCAGAAACACCUUUGCCGAGGUCACUGGUCUGUCUCCCGGGGUCACCUAUUACUUCAAAAUCUUCGCAGUGAACCAUGGGAGGGAGAGCAAGCCUCUGACUGGCCAACAGACAACCAAGUUGGAUGCCCCCACUAACCUCAGGUUUACUAAUGAGACGGACUCAACUGUCUUAGUAACUUGGACCCCACCUCGGGCCCAGAUAGCAGGAUACCGACUGACCUUGGGCCUCACCCGUGGAGGCCAACCCAAGCAGUACAACGUGGGGCCUUCAGCCACCCAGUACCCACUGAGGAAUCUGCAGCCUGGGACUGAGUACACUGUAACCCUCGUGGCUGUCAAAGGCAACCAGCAGAGCCCCAAAGCCACUGGAAUCUUUACUACUCUGCAGCCUCAUGGUUCCAUCCCACCUUACAACACAGAAGUGACCGAGACGACCAUUGUGAUUACAUGGACACCUGCUCCAAGGAUUGGCUUCAAGCUCGGUGUCCGGCCAAGCCAGGGAGGGGAGGCACCACGAGAAGUGACUUCAGACUCGGGAAGCAUCGUUGUGUCUGGCCUGACUCCAGGCACGGAAUAUAUUUAUACCAUCUCAGUCCUGAGAGAUGGGAAGGAGAGAGAUAGACCGAUUGUGAACAGAGUUGUGACACCCUUGUCUCCACCAACCAACUUGCACUUGGAAGCAAACCCUGACACUGGCGUGCUCAUUGUAUCAUGGGAGAGAAGCACCACUCCAGACAUUUCUGGUUACAGAAUUACCACAACCCCCACCAACGGCCAGCAGGGAUAUUCUUUGGAAGAAGUUGUCGACUCCGAUCAAAGUUCCUGCACUUUUGAAAAUCUGAGUCCUGGCGUGGAGUACAAUGUCAGUGUUUACACUGUCAAAGAUGACAAGGAAAGUGUCCCUAUCUCUGAUACCAUCAUCCCAGAGGUGCCCCAACUCACUGACCUAAGCUUUGUUGACAUAACCGAUUCAAGCAUCGGUCUGAGGUGGACCCCGCUAAACUCUUCCACCAUUAUUGGGUACCGCAUCACAGUAGUUGCGGCAGGAGAAGGUAUCCCUAUUUUUGAAGAUUUUGUGGACUCCUCAGUAGGAUACUACACAGUUACAGGGCUGGAGCCGGGCAUUGACUAUGACAUCAGCGUUAUCACUCUCAUUAAUGGCGGAGAGAGUGCCCCUACUACACUGACACAACAAACGGCUGUCCCUCCUCCCACUGACCUGAGAUUCACCAAUAUUGGUCCAGACACCAUACGUGUCACCUGGGCCCCACCUCCAUCUAUUGAACUGACCAACUUCCUAGUGCGUUACUCACCUGUGAAAAAUGAGGAAGACGUUGCGGAGUUGUCGAUUUCUCCUUCAGACAACGCAGUGGUCUUAGCAAAUCUCCUGCCUGGCACAGAAUAUUUAAUCAGCGUCUCCAGUGUUUAUGAACAACAUGAGAGCAUGCCUCUUAAAGGAAGACAGAAAACAGGGCUUGAUUCCCCAACUGGCAUUGACUUUUCUGAUAUCACUGCCAACUCUUUCACUGUGCAUUGGAUGUCUCCUCGAACCCCCGUCACUGGCUACUGGAUUCGCCAUCAUCCUGAGCAGAGUGUUGGAAGGCCCCGGGAAGAUCGCGUGCCCCCCUCUCGGAAUUCCAUCACCCUCACCAACCUCAAACCAGGGACCGAGUAUGUGGUCAGCGUCGUUGCUCUCAAUGGCAAAGAGAAAAGUGCCCCAUUAGUUGGCCAACAAUCAACAGUUUCUGAUGUUCCAAGGGACCUGCAAGUUAUUGCCACGACUCCUAAUAGCUUACUGAUCAGCUGGGAUCCUCCUGCCCUGUCCGUGAGGUUUUACAAGAUCACCUAUGGAGAAACUGGAGGAAAUAGUCCUGUCCAAGAAUUCACAGUGCCUGGGAGCCAGUCUACAGCCACCAUCACCGGCCUUAAACCUGGAGUCAACUAUACCAUCACUCUGUAUGCUGUCACCGGCCGGGGGGACAGUCCAUCAAACAGCAAGCCCAUUUCCAUUGAUUAUCGAACAGAAAUAGACAAACCAUCCCAAAUGCAAGUGACUGACGUUCAAGACAACAGCAUUAGUGUCAGGUGGCUGCCUUCAAAUGCCCCUGUUACUGGUUACAGAGUGACCACCACUCCCAAAAAUGGCCCAGGACCAUCGAAAACGCAAACUGCAGGCCCAGAUCAAACAGAAAUGACCAUCGAGGGCUUGCAGCCCACCAUGGAGUAUGUGGUUAGUGUCUAUGCUCAGAAUCAAAAUGGAGAGAGUCAGCCUCUGGUGCAGACAGCAGUAACCAACAUUGAUCGCCCUAAAGGACUGGCAUUCACUGAUGUGGAUGUCGAUUCCAUCAAAAUUGCUUGGGAAAGCCCACAGGGGCAGGUUUCCAGGUACAGGGUAACCUACUCGAGCCCUGAGGAUGGAAUCCAUGAGCUCUUCCCUGCACCUGAUGGUGAAGAAGACACUGCAGAGCUGCAAGGCCUCAGGCCGGGUUCUGAGUACACAGUCAGUGUGGUUGCCUUGCACGAUGAUAUGGAGAGCCAGCCCCUGAUUGGAACCCAGUCCACAGCCAUUCCUGCACCGACCAACCUGAGGUUCUCUCAGGUGACACCAACCAGUGUGUCUGCCCAGUGGACAGCACCCAAUGUUCAGCUCACUGGAUAUCGAGUGCGGGUGACACCCAAGGAGAAGACUGGGCCAAUGAAAGAAAUCAACCUUGCUCCUGACAGUUCAUCUGUGGUAAUAUCAGGACUGAUGGUGGCCACCAAAUAUGAAGUGAGCAUCUAUGCUCUUAAGGACACUCUGACCAGCAGACCAGCUCAGGGAGUCGUCACUACUCUGGAGAAUGUUAGCCCUCCAAGGCGGGCCCGCGUGACAGAUACAACUGAGACCACCAUCACCCUUAGCUGGAGGACCAAGACGGAGACCAUCACUGGCUUCCAAGUUGAUGCCAUCCCAUCCAACGGGCAGGCCCCGAUUCAAAGAACCAUCAAGCCAGAUGUUCGAAGCUAUACUAUCACAGGUUUGCAACCAGGCACAGACUACAAGAUCUACCUGUACACCCUGAACGACAACUCCCGGAGCUCACCUGUGGUCAUAGAUGCCUCCACAGCCAUUGAUGCGCCAUCCAACCUGCGUUUCCUGGCCACCACACCCAACUCCCUACUGGUGUCCUGGCAGCCACCUCGUGCCAAGAUUACUGGCUAUAUCAUCAAGUAUGAGAAGCCUGGAUCCCCUUCCAGAGAAGUAGUCCCUCGACCUCGCCCUGGUGUCACAGAAGCUACUAUUACAGGCCUGGAACCCGGAACCGAGUACAUAGUCUAUGUCAUUGCCCUGAAGAACAAUCUGAAGAGUGAGCCCCUGAUCGGCAGAAAAAAGACAGAUGAGCUUCCCCAACUGGUAACCCUUCCACACCCCAAUCUUCAUGGACCAGAGAUCUUGGAUGUUCCCUCCACAGUUCAAAAGACCCCUUUCAUCACCAAUCCUGAGUAUGACAAUGGAAACGGUAUUCAGCUUCCUGGCACUUCCGGUCAGCAGCCUAGUGUUGGGCAACAAAUGAUCUUUGAGGAACAUGGUUUUAGGCGGACCACACCACCCACAACGGCUACCCCUGUAAGGCAUAGGCCAAGACCAUACCCGCCGAAUGUAGGUGAGGAGAUACAAAUUGGUCACGUUCCCAGGGGAGACGUAGACCAUCACCUCUACCCUCACAUCCUGGGACUCAAUCCAAAUGCCUCUACAGGACAAGAAGCUCUCUCUCAGACAACCAUCUCUUGGACCCCAUUCCAGGAAAGUUCUGAGUAUAUCAUUUCAUGUCAUCCAAUUGGGAUCAAUGAAGAACCCUUACAGUUCCGAGUUCCUGGAACUUCUGCUAGUGCUACCCUGACGGGCCUUACCAGAGGGGCCACCUACAACAUCAUAGUGGAGGCACUGAAAGAUCAGAGAAGGCACAAGGUUCGGGAGGAGGUUGUUACCGUGGGCAACUCUGUCAAUGAAGGCCUGGGCCAACCCACGGACGACUCGUGCUUCGACCCUUACACAGUCUCGCAUUACGCCGUUGGAGAGGAGUGGGAGCGCUUGUCUGAAUCUGGCUUUAAGCUCUCCUGCCACUGCUUAGGCUUUGGCAGUGGUCAUUUCAAAUGUGACUCAUCUAAAUGGUGCCAUGACGAUGGUGUGAACUAUAAGAUUGGAGAGAAGUGGGAUCGUCAAGGGGAAAAUGGCCAGAUGAUGAGCUGCACAUGUCUUGGAAACGGAAAAGGAGAAUUCAAGUGUGAUCCCCAUGAGGCAACGUGUUACGAUGAUGGGAAGACGUACAAUGUAGGAGAACAGUGGCAGAAGGAAUAUCUCGGUGCCAUUUGCUCCUGCACAUGCUUCGGAGGCCAACGGGGUUGGCGCUGUGACAACUGUCGCAGACCCGGGGCUGAUGCCGGCCCUGAGGGCUCCCCGGGCCAUUCCUACAACCAGUAUUCUCAGAGAUACCAACAGGGAACAAACUCUAAUGUCAAUUGCCCAAUUGAGUGCUUCAUGCCUUUAGAUGUACAAGCUGACAGAAACGAUUCCCGAGAGUAAUGUCUUCAAACCAGAGGAACAAACCCUGUCUCUCUGCCAAGAUCCACCCAAACUGGAGUGAAGUUAGCAGAGCCCAUCUUCGAGCGUUUGCUUCUUUCUUAAGCCCUUUGCUCCGG
This is a messenger RNA of Chrysochloris asiatica (Cape golden mole), 7628 nucleotides long. It is a transcript of the gene FN1, whose product is annotated as fibronectin 1. Gene Ontology annotation, biological process: nervous system development; heart development; cell-substrate junction assembly. Gene Ontology annotation, cellular component: extracellular region. The coding region runs from base 76 to 7512 and encodes 2478 amino acids. The transcript has 46 exons. The record is from RefSeq and is a predicted model, not a curated record. NCBI's taxonomy places the organism in Eukaryota, Metazoa, Chordata, Mammalia, Afrosoricida, Chrysochloridae. Gene Ontology annotation, molecular function: proteoglycan binding; integrin binding.